This is a messenger RNA of Brassica oleracea var. oleracea, 870 nucleotides long. Its product is annotated as mitotic apparatus protein p62-like. NCBI's taxonomy places the organism in Eukaryota, Viridiplantae, Streptophyta, Magnoliopsida, Brassicales, Brassicaceae. The transcript is spliced from 10 exons. Bases 1 to 870 code for a protein of 289 amino acids. The record is from RefSeq and is a predicted model, not a curated record.
AUGCUCUUCUGCCAGAAACUACACUUGCUUAGCUUAGCAAAGAGCUUCUGUUCCCUCAGACGGCCCAACACCGCCCUUAGGUGUCUUUCAAGGUCCUCUUUUGUCUUGGAAUACACGAAAAAGAUUGAAUUCCUCACUAAGAAGGUAGUCUCUCUUAAAGAAAAAGUGAAGUACCUUGAAAGUCUUUUGAACAUUCGUGGAGAAACAGUGAAGGAAACUGAGAAGUCAAAAGAAACUGAAGCCGCCACAAAAACCAAGGUAAAUGGACAGAAUGCCGAUUAUGAACUUGAUAAAACAGAAGGAAAGAAGAAUGAAGUAAGACCUCAAUGUGAAGUAGACCAUCAAGAAGAAGAUGAUACAGAAGUCGAACACGGGGCUAAAGAAAGUGACACAUCAAAAGUCAAUGAAGGACAGACACAAGAGGAAGAGGAACAACAACCAGAAGAUGACACAGAAGUCAAUGCAGAUGUGGACGUCGGUGCUAAAGGAAAUGAAAAUUCAGAAACCAAUGAAGAUGGGGGAGUAAAUGAGGAUGCAUCUAAAAAGUCCGUGAAGGUUGCAAAGAAACGUGGAAGAGGAAAUAAGGGAAUGAAGAAAGGUGUAACACCCCCAAGUGAAGUACAACAACAAGUAGAAGAUGAUGCAGAAGUCGAUGCUAAAGAAAGUGAAAAUCCAGAAGCCAAUGAAGAUGGAGAAGUGAAUGAGGAUGCAUCUAAAAAGCCCGUGAAGUUUACAAAGAAACGUGAAGGAAGAAAUAAGGAACCUAACGUUGACACCUCCAAAUCAAAAAGACAAAAGAAACAAUCUGAGAAAGAUUCAGCUGGUGAUGUGAUAGGACGUGUAUUGAAAGAUCUGAAAAAAGCCGAUUAG